This is a messenger RNA of Mucor mucedo, 2133 nucleotides long. RefSeq lists its product as uncharacterized. NCBI's taxonomy places the organism in Eukaryota, Fungi, Mucoromycota, Mucoromycetes, Mucorales, Mucoraceae. The record is from RefSeq and is a predicted model, not a curated record. The transcript has 7 exons. The coding region runs from base 208 to 1938 and encodes 576 amino acids.
CUCUGAUUUGUUCAACCAUUUGUUGCAUAAGCAGCAUGGACUUCCAUUAUGACUUGCCAUUGAACCAAUCAAAUGAGCGGAUGAUAGCAGCACACACUUCAAAUCAUUACAUAAGCAAUUUAGGGUGAACUACAACCUAAAGCACGGCACUUUUUUUUUCUAAUAUUUACACACGGCACAAAAAAAUCUUUUUUCUUUACACACCUAAUGAAGAAAAAAUUGGCCAUUGUCAAAGCUAUUGAGGAACAACAUGUUCAACAAUUGCUUGCAUUGUUCCCAAAAGGAGAUUCCGAAUACUUUAAAGCUUGUCUUGAAUAUUACAAUGAGAAUGCAGUUGAAAGAAUAGCAGAAAAAAUUCUUGUGGACAUGGGAGGUCAAUACCCACAGUUACCGAUUCCUUCACAACCUCAUGACAACCGAUUGAAUGCCAGUUUACGUAUACUUGCCCUUGACCUUUUCCCCAGUUGUGACAUUAGCUAUUUACGAGAGCUGGUGCUUAAUUUCAGUUAUGCUCAUAUUGAGCAAGUGGUCGAGGUUCUAACUUGCACGGCCAAAUGGCCCGAGAGACUGGAUUACGGUAAAAUGGAUCCAUCUGAAGGGAUCCGUAGCGAAAAAUACAAGAAACAAGCACAAGCGCAAUUAACACUCGAUUAUCCUCAGGUCUGGAAAUCAUCUAUUCGAGCAGUAUUAGCAGAGAACAAUUGGGAUUACUUGAAAUGCUUUGAACAGUUAAAAGAAAUGGGAUCAGGAGGGUUUUGGAAGACCCUUCGUAAUUUCUUUAGUCAUUGGUCAGCCUCAUCCUCUGUGCAUGUCGAUCAAGCAGUGACAGAUUAUCACUUGCUGGAACAAUUGAAAGAAUUACGUCAACAUGAUAUUGACAAACAAAUAGCGAUAGAUCAAGAUUAUGCAUACAAGAUGAACACAAGGGAAUACACACAUCAUGGACAGUUGAUGACCUGUCUCUGCUGUUACAGUGAUUACACUUUUGAAGAAUUGUCAUUUUGCUCGGAAGGAGAGCAUGCUUUUUGUCACGGAUGUCUAGUACACUAUAUAUCCGAAGGUCUUUUUGGACAAGGGGAAUUACGCGGUCAGCCCUCUAUUGGCUGCAUCUCUUCUUCGAAUGAUGAGUGUAAAGGUGUGUUUGCCACCACUACACUGAAGCGAAUUUUGACGGAUGAUAUCUGGAUGGCGUAUGAAAACUCGUUAUUGGAAGGUGGUAUCAGUGAGCAUGACCGUAUUCAAUGCUGUGCAUGUUCCUAUUUUGAAGUGGAUGAAAGCACGAAACCAUUGGCCUCUACCUUGAUUUACGCUAGCAAGUGGAUUCGAUCACUGACAAAAUGGAUCAUGUGGGAUAUGAAGGCAGACUUAGAAAUCGCUUAUCAACGGGUUUCCAAAUCCAGAAGAAGUAGUGUGUUUAACUGUAAAAGGGAUGGCUGCAAUACUGUCACUUGUUUAGAAUGCCAUCGACCUGUGCGUGGUCUUCAUACCUGUUGGGAACAAGAAACAGACGGUCUUCGUCUCUAUGUUGAAAAGGCCAUGGCGGAUGCCGUCAAACGAACCUGCCCAAACUGUUCCCUUUCGUUUCAAAAGUCAGAUGGAUGCAACAAGAUUGUCUGCAGGUGUGGAUACGCCAUGUGCUAUAUUUGUCGAAAGGAUAUUGGUGAAGAAUCCUACAAUCAUUUUUGUCAGCAUUUUAGAGCCAGACCGGGAUCAAAUUGCUCGAGCUGUAACAAGUGUGAUUUAUAUAAAACUGCACCUGACGAUGAAGCUGUCCAAUUAGCAGCGACACGAGCUAAAAAUCAAUAUUUACAAGCUCAUCCCGAUAUUCACACUACAAAUCUUGUUAUUGGUCCAAAAAGAACCUUGGACAGAUUAGUUGAAUUAAGACAGGAGCUGGUAAUCACUUGCCUUGAAAAAGGACUUCAAUAUAUCGUUUAAAAAGAGACAUAUCGUUUUGUACAUAGAAUAAAUACCCCCGCCCACAUUCACUGGCCAUUGUAAUGCGUAACUUAAAACAAAUGGUGUGUGCAUACAUGCUAAUAAUCAUUCCUGUUGUGAAACAAGAGAAAUGACGCACACAUUGGAAAUUAUUAUGCCAUUCUUUCCAGAAGCAGAAAAUUUUUACGCUUUUUG